Molecule: messenger RNA, 1070 nt
Organism: Danio aesculapii
Lineage: Eukaryota; Metazoa; Chordata; Actinopteri; Cypriniformes; Danionidae
Product: PYD and CARD domain containing
Exons: 4
Coding region: 187-501 (104 amino acids)
Biological process (GO): regulation of apoptotic process; inflammatory response; innate immune response
Source: RefSeq, a predicted model, not a curated record
GUACACGUCAAGAAGGGCGUAAAUUAAAAAAUUACUUUCGUUUUUAGUUCUUUACAUUAAACUAGUUCGGUUGAAACUUGACUGCCGUUUGCAAACUUGCCUAAAACGCGCUUUUAAAACAUUAAAAGGUAAAAGUCUGUGCCUGGCUGAUCAGCGUGUUAUUUGCAGAUCUGAUCAUUAAUCAAGAUGAGCAACUACGAGGCCGAAUUUGUGGAUCGGAACCGCGCCGCCCUUAUUCAAAGGGUUACAGCAGUGAUGCCAAUAGCAGAUGAGCUGAAAAACAAGAUUCACGAUGAAACAUAUGCAGAGAUUAAAGAAGAAAAAACCAACCAAGGUAAAAUGAGAAAGCUCUAUGAGGCGCUAAAUGCUGGCGGAGACCGAGUGAAAACAGACUUUUACUAUGCUUUGAGAAAUAAUGAGCUAUACCUCUUCAAAGACCUGGGUGGUGUGACAGCUAAUCGUGACGAAACUGAUGUGAACAUGGAGAGAAUACUACAGUAAACUGAACACUCCCUGCACUGAAGACACAGAAGAAGAUCUUGCAAUUGGAAACAGAUGUGACCUGAAAAGAUGCAGCCACCUUAAGAUUAGAGAAAGUUUCAGAAAUGCAGUUACUAAGGGAACAGUUUACUCAGGCAUUUUGACCAAAGAUAUGUCUCUUUCUUAAACGAAACACAAAAGGAGAAAUGGAUCUGUUUAAUAUGAAGGAUGAAUGUAUUGAUUGUUGAAAGUUGAACCUUUCAGAUCUUUUGACCUCUGUUUUAAAUAAGUCAUAUGGGUGAUCAUUUUGUAAGUGAACAUUUUUAAUCCAUAAACAUUUCAUGUUAAGAAUAAAUAUUUGCAUUUUUUUAAGUAUUUUUAUAUUUUAUACUAAGUUUUAAAGCACAAUCAAGUAUCAAAGAAGUCUUAUUAUUAAUUAAAGUGCUGGACAAGUAGCCCUUUUUAUACUAUAGCCAACUAGUAUUGAACUUGGAUGACGUAUACCACUUGUUUUUUAUAUUUUAAAUGUAAAACAUCAUUCACUUGCAACAUGAUGUCACAACAUUUAUAUAAUAAAAUGACAAACACUU